UUUUAGUCAUUCAUGAUGUCAUUGACAGUGUUUCCUCCUUUUUCCACAGAUAUCAUUGACAAGAGUGAACUAAAGCCGUUCUUCGAGAGCAACUGUUCUCAGAUUUAUUUUAUCUUCUAUGAAAAUUUCAUUACACUGGAAAGCAACUUAAAACAAAAAGGGAACAAAUCUCAAAGGGAGGAGCUGGACUCUAUCCUCUUUAUUUUUGAAAAAAUUCUACAACUUCUGCCUGAGAAAAUCUACAACCGAUGGCAGUUUCACAGCAUAGGUUCUAUUCUGAAAAAGCUUCUACACACUGGAAAUUCAUUCAAGAUCCGCUGUGAAGGGAUCCGUCUCUUCCUGCUGUGGCUGCAGGCCCUGAGGGACAACUGUGCUGAGGAGCAGUUCCUUAUCUUUGCUUGUCUGGUGCCAGGAUUCCCUGCUGUGCCCUCUUCAAGAGGGCCCUGCACCCUUGACACCAUUAUUUACAACCCCUUUUCCAACCCCCCUGAUGCCAAGGUGGUGCCUGAGGAGAUUACCCCGCUGGUUCCAGCUGUGGUAGGAGAAAAGGUUGCAGAUGACCAGACCUGUUACAUCCUUGAAACCCUGCUCAAGUACAUGGUCGUCCAGGCUUCCAGUUUAGAAUGGAAGAACAAAGAGAACCAGGGCACAGGCUUCAGGUUUCUCUUCAGCCUGUUCAAGAAGUACUACCUUCCACAUUUAUUUCCCUCCUUCACCAAGCUUACAAAUCUCUACAAACCUUUAUUAGACCUGCCCCACCACCGGCCAAAACCCUUGUAUGUGCCAGUGACGCGGAACAAUGAGAGCACCUUCUGCACCAGGGACCAGUACCUGGCACCCCGUGUGGCCUUUAUCACCUGGCUGGUCACCUUCUUCCUGGAGAAGAAGUACGUCAGCAGUGCUGCUGCGGCGCAGAGCGUCAAGAAUGGCACCGAGGUCCUUCCCAAACUCAUCCAGACUGUCACUGCAGGCAGUAGCAGCCAGGAGAAGGAUAAGACAUCAGAUGGGGAUACAAACGGGCCAACGGGGGAGCCUGAGAAGAGCCACUCCAACAGCAGCACGCUGUCAGAUCGGCGGCCCAGCGAUUCCAGUUUGUGUAGCAUUGAGGAGGAGCACCGCUAUGUCUAUGACAUGGUCCAGGGCAUCCUGCUUUCCACCAGGGACAAUGUGAAUUUUGUCAAUGAGGUCUUCCACCAGGCUUUCCUGCUGCCGUCCUGCGAGGCAUCAGCAACCAGGAAGGUGAUCAAAGUGUACAGGAAGUGGAUCCUGCAGGAGAAGCCAGGCUUCAUGACAGAGCCUGACACUACCCAGGCAGAUGACAUGGAUGACAGCUCUGAACAGAAACUCACCACAGAGACUAACAGCAUGCACGCACAGAUGAUAGAGAGUCACGGCCACAAACGGUCGUCCAGCUGGGGGAGGACUUACUCAUUCAGCAGCGCCAUCAGUCGGGGCUUUCUCACUGAGGACCAGAACAGGAAUAUCAAGGCUGGUAUCCAGCCCACACUACAGGUGUUCCUGACCAACUCAUCCAAUGUCUUUCUGUUGGAGCCAUGCCAGGAUGUACCUAAACUUCUGGAUAACCAGGUUGAGGUGUGCAAGGGUGUUCUAAGCAUCUACCGGCACAUGAUCAUGGAGCACACAAUGAAUACACAGACGUGGGAGCAGAUGCUGCAGGUCCUGCUGAGGAUAACUGAGGCAGUGAUGAAGAGGCCACAGGAAAACCAAAGAAAAGACAGCUUUGCUGAAAGUUUAGCAGCUAUACUCUUUAGGACCAUCAUUGUGGCGUGGGUGCGAGCCAACCUGUGUGUUUAUCUCCCGGGAGCUAUGGGACGAGCUGCUGGCAGUGCUGUCCUCUCUUACCUGCUGGGAGGAGCUGGAGUUUUCCAGGACUCCCAGAAGGCAGCAGCAGUGGCACGUUCCUUCUCACUGAGUUGGAGGAACCAGGGGGAGCAGAUUGGAGUUCAGGAGCCCAUGAGGAUUCGCUCCGCUACUACGUCGGGAGCUCCAGGUGUAGAGACAGCCCGUAAUAAUGUCCGACAGAAGGCCUCUGAUUACAAGAGUGACAAGUGA
Molecule: messenger RNA, 2073 nt
Organism: Micropterus salmoides (largemouth bass)
Lineage: Eukaryota; Metazoa; Chordata; Actinopteri; Centrarchiformes; Centrarchidae
Product: ral GTPase-activating protein subunit alpha-2-like
Exons: 16
Coding region: 13-2073 (686 amino acids)
Biological process (GO): positive regulation of GTPase activity
Cellular component (GO): nucleus; cytoplasm
Molecular function (GO): GTPase activator activity
Source: RefSeq, a predicted model, not a curated record